AUGCAACUCCCUACGAGGUUGGUCACCUGUCCGCCGCCAUGGUGCCCAGACGAAUAUUCAGAUGCACCAACCUCCUACAGUCCUGAGCCCUUUCAGCUUCGUUUUCACCACGUCCGCAGUCGAGACACAUCCCUCUGGGACGCUCUCCACAACAUAGCCGAACUCAACGACCGCGGCGUGCAGGACCGCAUCCUGCCCAUCUGCCGCGAGAUCUACACUGCGUAUCAUAGCGAGGCAGGUGACGAGCAGUUUUACGGUGUGCCUGUGAAGCUGCUUCGGAAGUUUGGCGAGAUAUCUCUGCGCGUUCUUCAUCGGGUCUGGGAUCUUCAUCUUGCGUACACAACUACUCCACAUGUCCCUGGCCAUGAACCUGGCUACGGCCCUGGCCUCUUCUCCGACAACUUCUACGCUACUAUGCGUGAUGUUGUCUUGAAGCGCCUCCACACUCGCCUCUGUCACUUCCAGGCCGCGCAGCCCACGCCCCUGCCCUUCAUGACGGACGUCCUGGCACAAGACCUUAACGACCGCCGGGCCCGCGCUGCCAAAGAGCAUCAGGUCCUCAAAGCACUGUACGAAGAGGUCGGCCAGCCGCACCCGGAACAGAUGCCAGCGCACAAAAGCGCUGCCCUUGGAGAAUCCUGCGCGUUGGCCAUCCGCCGGUGCAAAGAGACGACGCGGAAAUUCCACGACUUGUACUGGGAGGAUGGCAUGGGGGAGGGGAACCGCGACAGACAGGCGUUUGUGCUGUGGCAUGUCGCUGCGAGGGCAGCCGAGGUAGGGAUGGGAUGGGAGCCGAGGAGGGAGGCAUCUUUGGAGAGUGCGUUGGCUACGUAUUGUGACGAUAUCUUGGAGGCGAGGGAACGAGUGGGACAGCGCACAGCGGAUUAUGAAGGACUAGGGCUUUGGUGA
Molecule: messenger RNA, 909 nt
Organism: Ilyonectria robusta
Lineage: Eukaryota; Fungi; Ascomycota; Sordariomycetes; Hypocreales; Nectriaceae
Exons: 2
Coding region: 1-909 (302 amino acids)
Source: RefSeq, a predicted model, not a curated record